UUGCUUUGAUCAUUUGUUAUUACCACUGACCGCUCUCUUUGUUAGAAAACAGCUGAUUAAUUGAUACAGUGCUUAAUUAUUUUAUUAUUUUCAUCAACAGCAACAUAAAUUCUGCGUUAUUAUAAGCGGAUCAUAGACGCAAAUAAUUUCCUAUGACAAACUCAUCAGUUGUUUUAAUAAUUCCGGUAAUUCUGGGAGACAUGAAUGUGAUCACAUGAGCUCAUGUAAUUGCGUUAAAUUAAACGUUACGUUAAUCCGUUUGAACGCGGAAGAACAGAUGACAUAAUCAAAGCCAACUUCAGGGAUUCGAGACAUUUGUCCCGAACACUCUGUCAGGAAUGUCUGGAGAAAAGUGUGACUCUGAUGAUAAUCAAGAUUCUUCUGCCGACUGUGUUAAACAAACUUGUGUUUUCUGUAAAAUCGCGAACAGGGACGAUCCAUCCACUGAGAUAUUGGCGGAAGAUGAGGACAUUGUUUGUUUCAAGGACAUUGAUCCAGGUGCACCUCAUCACUACCUGGUUAUACCAAAGAAACAUAUCCAUAGCUGUUUGUCACUCCAAGCAGAUGAUAUAAAUCUAGUGAAGAAGAUGGCAGAUAUGGGAAGAGAUGUACUGAAAGCCAAGAAUGUCACAAAUUUGGAAGACAUCAGUCUAGGUUUCCACGUGCCUCCUUAUAUCACUGUUCCGCACCUGCACCUCCAUGUUCUAGCACCUUUCAGUCAGUCGUUUAAAUGGUCACGGUGCAAGUAUACAGCCAUCUGGUACCUCACUGAGGAGACGCUGCUUAAGAAACUGAUGGGGGAUAAAAAAAGAAAACAAUGGAGAUGUAACAAUUGCAUGCUGCCUUGUGUAGCGUUGUGAGCCUUAUUAUUGAACAAAAAACCUGAAAUCACAAGGCACUUUUUUUUUUCAUUUUCAUAUUUUAUAUAUAUAUAUUUUAUAUAAUGCUAACAUAUUUUAAAAACUGCUAUGGUAUCCUUAGAACUGAAAAUUACUAUUUAUAACUAAAGUGUAAUAUAAACAGUUACAUUUUUGUGUGAUUAAUUAUAUAUGUUAGUACACAUUUUACAUGCAACAUUGUGAAAGAUUUAUCAUACAGUGAGGCAUGUUUUCUUCAAUGUUCAUGGUCAUAUUUAUCUGAGGGCCACAUCAUGUCUUAAGUGUGCGGUUCUUGGUGUGAAUAAGCUGCUAAAUAAGUCUAAAUCAAGGUAAAUGUGCCAAAGCACUACACAUGCCAGAAACUAAAUUUUAAUUGAAAUAAAAAUAAAAAACUUGAUCCUCUAA
Molecule: messenger RNA, 1283 nt
Organism: Carassius gibelio (silver crucian carp)
Lineage: Eukaryota; Metazoa; Chordata; Actinopteri; Cypriniformes; Cyprinidae
Product: adenosine 5'-monophosphoramidase HINT3
Exons: 5
Coding region: 339-860 (173 amino acids)
Molecular function (GO): catalytic activity
Source: RefSeq, a predicted model, not a curated record